Messenger RNA from Gadus morhua (Atlantic cod), 4524 nucleotides. RefSeq names its product 5'-nucleotidase, cytosolic IIb (gene nt5c2b). The transcript has 18 exons. Gene Ontology annotation, molecular function: 5'-nucleotidase activity. Lineage: Eukaryota; Metazoa; Chordata; Actinopteri; Gadiformes; Gadidae. The record is from RefSeq and is a predicted model, not a curated record. The coding region runs from base 887 to 2092 and encodes 401 amino acids.
GAAAAGCAAGAGAGAAGAAAAAGCAUCACUGUGCGAACCUUACUCAGACUCCAUAAUCUCAAUAGCCCUCGACUCUAUAAGUAGUAGUUUAUUCUGCAGAAGCCUUCCCUCUCCUUCUCCGCCGGCCCUACUUUGUGUGGCUGCAGCGCAGACGUCCCGCUGCGGACACAGAAGAGUCCAGAGGCUCCACGCGUUUCCACCAUGACCACCUCCUGGAGCGACAGGCUGCAGAAGAAUGCAGACUUGCCAGCGAACAUGGACGGCCUGGCCAUGAAGAAGUACCGGAGGGAGCCCUACCACAGGGUGUUCGUGAACCGGAGUCUCGCCAUGGAGAAGAUCAAGUGUUUUGGCUUUGAUAUGGAUUACACUCUAGCAGUGUACAAGUCCCCGGAGUACGAGGCGCUGGGCUUCGAGCUGGUGGUGGAGAGGAUGGUGUCCAUCGGAUACCCCCAGGAGCUGCUCAGCUUCGUGUACGACCCGUCCUUCCCCACAAGGGGUCUGGUGUUCGACACCAUGUACGGGAACCUGCUGAAGGUCGACGCCUACGGGAACAUCCUGGUCUGCGUGCACGGGUUCAACUUCCUGCGGGGCCCUGAUAUUCGUGAGCUGUACCCCAACAAGUUCAUCCAGAGGGACGACACAGAGCGGUUCUACAUCCUCAACACCCUGUUCAACCUGCCAGAGACGUACCUGUUUGCAUGUUUAGUGGAUUUCUUCUCCCACUGUGAUCGAUAUGCCAGGGGGACUUCCUGUUUGGCUGGCGACAGUACCAACAAGGGAAGGCCAUCCCGUUUAAAAAACAAAGACAAAAUUAAAUGUCUAUAAAUGUAAAAAUAGAAAAAGAAAAGAAAAACACAAAAAAGCAAAUGUCCGCCGCGUUGUAAAGAUGGGCGUCUCCGACGGCUGUGUGUCUGUCCCUCUCCCCAGCUGUGACACGGGCUUCAAGGACGGGGACCUCUUCAUGUCCUUCAAGAGCAUGUUCCAGGACGUCCGCGACUCCGUCGACUGGGUCCACGCCAAGGGAACGCUGAAGUCUAAGACCCUAGAGAACCUGGAGAAGUAUGUGGUUAAAGAUGCAAAGCUGUCCCUCCUCCUGAGCCGGAUGAACGAGGUGUCCAAAGUCUUCCUCGCGACCAACAGUGACUACAAGUACACUGACAAAAUCAUGACCUACCUGUUUGACUUCUCCCACGGCCCAAAGGACUCCGCCCACCGGCCCUGGCAGUCCUACUUCGACCUCAUCCUGGUGGACGCCAGGAAGCCGCUGUUCUUCGGAGAGGGGACGGUGCUGCGGCAGGUGGACACGACCACCGGCCGUCUGAAGAUAGGGACCUACACCGGCCCCCUGCAGCACGGGAUCGUCUACUCUGGGGGCUCCUCUGACAUGGUGUGUGACCUGCUGGGGGCCAAGGGGAAGGACAUCGUGUACAUCGGGGACCACAUCUUCGGGGACAUCCUGAAGUCCAAGAAGAGGCAGGGCUGGAGGACCUUCCUGGUGAUCCCCGAGCUGGCUCAGGAGCUGCAUGUGUGGACCGACAAGAGCUCCCUGUUUGAGGAGCUCCAGGGUCUGGACGUCUUCCUGGCAGAGCUCUAUAAGCACCUGGACAGCAGCAGCAACGAGAGGCCGGACAUCAGCGCCAUCCAGAGGAGAGUGAAGAGGGUGACCCAUGACAUGGACAUGUGCUACGGCAUGAUGGGCAGCCUGUUCCGGAGCGGAUCCCGCCAGACGCUGUUCGCCUCCCAGGUGAUGCGCUACGCAGACCUCUACGCUGCCUCCUUCAUCAACCUGCUCUACUACCCCUUCAGCUACCUCUUCAGGGCCUCGCACGUACUGAUGCCCCACGAGUCGACGGUGGAGCACGCCCACGUGGACUUCGACGUGGAGUCGCCCCUCGCCACUCGCAACCGCACGCCGUGCGGGGAGUGUCAGGACGGGGACUGCAAGCGCGGACACCUGACGCGCUCCGUCAGCGAGAUCAAACCGCCCAACCUGUUCCCCCACACCCCCCAGGAAAUCACCCACUGCCACGACGAAGAUGACGACGAGGAGGAGGAGGAGGAGGAGGAGGAAGAGGAGGAGGAGGAGGAAUAGGAAGAAGAGGAAGAGGAGGAGAGUAGGAGGAGGAGGAAGAGGAGGAAUGAGGUUAAAGUGAGCGGACUGCGGACUGUCUUGAAAUCUAGAGAUCCUGUUGAACUGAAAGGUGUGUGUUACCCGGACCGAGCCCCCACGCGGUGUGUGUUCACGUUGACACCCGUCCCCCGGUCGUCCUCGCUCCCCUUGCUACAGUUUUAAAAGAGGACGAGAGAAGCACAGUCCCUUUUCGUUUGUUUUAAGUCCUUUGAGUCCCGUCCUGUGAUUGGACGGCUUGCUGUCCAACCAGACGGACCGACGACACAAAGCUUCUCGUCAGUGUCUGUCCGUCUGUCCAUCUGUUCUCUGCCAAAGUAGACUGUUAGAAUGUGUGUCUGUGCGUCUGUCCUCUGCCAGUAGACUGUUAGAAUGUGUGUCUGUGCGUCUGUCCUCUGCCAGUAGACUGUUAGAAUGUGAGUUGAUCCUGAUGGAGCUCCGGAGCUUAGUACCUCCCGACGACUCUGGGCGUAACGACGCCGCGGGCAUCGGUGUGGAUCACCGACUCCAAAACGAGAUCAACGAGAAGGUCUGCUGCACGCCGCCGUGGAGACGACCUCCCCGGCUUGGGGUCUCAGCCGCAGAGUACAGUGGGGCUACUGUAAGGCUACUGUAAGGAGUACAGUACCGCUGUAAACUAUGUACAGUGGGGCUACUGUAAGGCUACUGUAAGGAGUACAGUACGGCUGUAAACUAUGUACAGUAGGGCUACUGUAAGGCUACUGUAAGGAGUACAGUACCGCUGUAAACUAUGUACAGUGGGGCUACUGUAAGGCUACUGUAAGGAGUACAGUACGGCUGUAAACUAUGUACAGUAGGGCUACUGUAAGGGCAGCCCACGCUGGUCAGAGACGUGUUCCUUACGCCAACGUGAACCUCGACGAGAUGGGAGCACACCCUACCGUGUUCUGCAGUCAGCUUAGCUACAUAGGAACCAUGAGCUCUGUGGAGUGAGGCUUCCUUUAGUAUUUUAGAGUUUGAUUUCGUUUUUUAGAGCUUUGUUUUGGCUUGACCAAUAAUCCUGAGGUCGUUAAGAGACGUGCCCUCCUUACAGUAAAGUUAGAUAAAUCACGAAGGGCGUUUUUGUCUGCAACAAGUGGUCCCGGACGCCGCGGCGAUAUUAGAUACUCCUUUGCUCCAGAUAACCGUUUUCUAGAAGAGUCAUUCCACAUAUUUCUAACCUGCAUGUCAGUCUACUAAUCUUUGAGUUGUGAUUCAGAAACCCUGCGUUUCACAAACCUGCGCACACAUUUGGUUAAAGAACGUUCAAUGGCUUGAGAUCCUAAAAAUACUAUUCUGUUUGGGUGCAUUAUCAUUAGUUAGUAUCCCAUUGAUUAUUAAUUUCUGUUAAUUAUUUCGAAAUAAUAUAUGCACACAGGCAUGCAGUAAUGAAAUGCUUGCUUUUUUUUGAGUGAUAUCAGAUAUCAAACAAAAUUGAAGACAUAACUGCCGUACAUUGGAGUUGGGAAAAUUUGAUUUGAUUUGCAUUUUUUUUGUUUUCGUAUAUCUUCCUAUCAAAUAUAUAAUACUGUAUGCAACAAAACACAAAGGUGUCCUUAAUUCUCUUUAUUUUAUUCCAGGAGUUUAAUGAAGUGUCUUUAUGUUCCUUCUGCACUUUGGGUCAUGUUUAUUUGUGGUGUUUCAGUUUUCAGAGUAAUGUUGAUUUUAGGCGAAGAAAGGGAAAUCACACGACUGAGCAGCAUUCAUUAUCAGUAUCUAUAUAAUUAUUCAUAGAACGAGUUAACAGACGGUAUCAAGUAGAUACUCAGAAUUGGUUCAGAUUACUUAGUUUUGUGAUAGUACUCUGAAACAAUCGCGCUAACUCACUGAAAUGCGUCAUUUGACUAAAUGUGACAGAUGGAUUGAUUAUAUGAAUAGAUAAGUUGUCUUUUAUUUUACUGUCUUCAGAGAAUUCCUCUUCUAUGAUUGAUUAACCACACGUGUCAACUGUUGCCAUCUGGUGUUUUGUGUGCUUAUGAACAUUCAGGCCUAUGCUAGCCCAGCGAGCUAACUGAGAGGUUCCUUGUAGGAGCUUUCCUUAAGUCUGUGUUCUAAAACAUGGCUUUCCUUUACACCCAGUAGUUUAUUUUGUACUUAAUCCAAACUUGUACCAGCAGAGGACUUGAACAGAAUAUACUUGAUGAGGGGGUAUUGCAUGGCAAGUUCCUAACAACUAAUUGUUACGUUUUUCUACCCUAGUUUCCUUUUUUUUUUCCUUACAAACUUGGUUUACAACAUUGAUUGAAUAUAUGAAUGAGUAUCUUCAUGUUCCAGACUUAUUUUUUUCUCCUUAGAUCAGAAAACAUUUUUAAUUAAAGGAAUUAAUAUUUUCCAGCCCUACAGUAUGUAAAAUAUGAUAUUUCUCUGACAUUAUGAAUAAAGUAAGUUUUACAUAA